Molecule: messenger RNA, 2724 nt
Organism: Varanus komodoensis (Komodo dragon)
Lineage: Eukaryota; Metazoa; Chordata; Lepidosauria; Squamata; Varanidae
Gene: FOXE1
Product: forkhead box E1
Exons: 1
Coding region: 904-1986 (360 amino acids)
Biological process (GO): cell differentiation; anatomical structure morphogenesis; regulation of transcription by RNA polymerase II
Molecular function (GO): DNA-binding transcription factor activity, RNA polymerase II-specific; RNA polymerase II cis-regulatory region sequence-specific DNA binding
Source: RefSeq, a predicted model, not a curated record
GCCCCUCCCUCCUGGCAACCCCUCUCAGCAAAGCCCUGUGGGUCUGCUGCGCCCCCGGCAUUCUCAUCGGGGAGGCUGCUGCUCGGGCAAGCUGCGUCUCCACCCGUCCCUUUAAGGCACCGGCAGCUGCCAGGGAGUGCCGCCGGCCGGCUCGCUGCCCAGGUGCGGAGAGCGCGGCGGGCAGGCAGAGGCACCUCAUGCACGGAGAGUCCCUCUGCUGUCCGGCUGGCUCUUCCCGAGGUCUCGGGCUCCAGGGGGAGGUUCGUCGUCCCCAUUUGCCUGUGCGCUCCCUGAGGAACAGUAAGUGGACGCUCAUUCACGCCUCGACGCGCGGCAGCUGCCGAGUAAGGAAGCCUCCUCGGUGCUUCUCCUCGCGUCGCAAGAACCUUGGAGACUCGAGGUGCCGAGGAUCCAGUCUUCUCGCUCAGCGACCAACUUCCAGUGCUGCGGUCUUUUUCAAGGCGGCGUCAAGGCAGCGCUUCCCAAUUCCCUGUGCGGGACAAACUGGGAGCCGGUCCCUCAGGCGCAGUGAACACGUUAACUACGAUUUCCGUCGACGCCUGCAGUAGCAGCGAUCCUCGGCGAUCACCUCGGUUUUAGGCGCUCCUGACGUUGUAGAUCCAGCCUCCUGCUGCAGCUUUGAUUUGCCCCGACGUCCACGCUGUCUGUGAGGAGGGAGUCUCUUGGCAUCACUCUCCGAUCACGUCGGGCUCCAAAGCCGGCCGGAAUCUCCCUUCCAACUCCUUUUCCAUCAGCAGCCUGAUAAGCCGGGCUGCAUUGGAGACCCUCCUUCGGACGGCAGCAAGGAGCAGCGAGGCUGGCGCGUCCCCAUCGCAAGAGGUGCCCGUGGUUUUCCAGGAACCCGCGUCGCCGCCGCCGUCGGUGCCAGGGCCAGCGCCUGGGAUGACGGCUGAGAGCCCCCAAUCGUCGACCUGCGCGACGAGCCACACGGACCCCGAGGCUGGGGCCGGGGCCCGGUUGCCGGCGUUGGUGAAGGUGGAGGAGCCGGCGCCUCCAGGAGAAGCCUUGGAGCCCGAGCCGUCGGAAGAGGAAGCGGCAGCGCUGGGCGGCUCGCGCCCUGCCGGGCGCCGCAGGAAACGGCCUGUGCAGCGCGGGAAGCCGCCCUAUAGCUAUAUCGCGCUCAUCGCCAUGGCCAUCGCGCACGCCCCGGAGCGGCGCCUAACGCUGGGCGGCAUCUACCGGUUCAUCACCGAGCGCUUCCCUUUCUACCGCGACGGGCCGCGCAAGUGGCAGAACAGCAUUCGUCACAACCUCACGCUCAACGACUGCUUCGUCAAGGUGCCCCGAGAGCCCGGCCGGCCGGGCAAAGGCAGCUACUGGGCCCUCGACCCGCACGCCCGGGACAUGUUCGAGAGCGGCAGCUUCUUGCGCCGCCGGAAGCGCUUCAAGCGCAGCGAUCUGUCCACGUACCCAGCCUACAUGCACGAGGCGCAGGCCCAGUCCGUCGGGCCUCCUCUGAACACGGCCUACGCGUCUCCCGCCGCCCUCUGCUACCCGUCCCAGCCGCCCCUCUUCAGCUUGGGCCCCCUGAUGGCGCAGCCGAGCCCCGAGCUGGCCCAGCAGCACAGCCCGGACAUAGCACCCUCCCCCGGCAACGCCUGCUCCUUCGCGGGAUCUGCGGCCUAUCCCAGUCAAGGCUGCGCGGCAGGCCCUGGCCUCCCCAGGCCGCACAAUGCCGUGCCCUACUCGUACCCGCUCUCCGGGGCCCAGCAGCUCCAGGUUAACCAAGGCUCUUACUCCCAGAGCAACAGCAACCACCUCUUUGGAGCGUCUGCCCGCCUCGGGAUGCCUGCCUCGCCCCCACUCAGUAGCGACACUAUGGAUUUCUAUGGCAGGAUGUCGCCUAGUUCCUACAGCUCGUUAGCCCAUGGGUACAACGCCAGCGGGCAGCUCGGCAGCCCCAGUGCUUACCUGCGGCAUGCUGCCUAUUCCAGCAACAUGGAAAGAUUUGUUUCUGCUAUCUGAAGUCCAGGAGGAAAUUGGGUUCUGUGAAGACACCGAUGUGGGGCCAGGGGACAAGUUCUUUUGUGCCCCUCUGUUGGCCUAGAUCAUAUAGGCGUGUCAACCUUGCACUGUGGAGAGGCCUGUGGUAUUCCUCUGUCUGAUGCAACUGUCCGGAAGUCUCCUGUCAGAACCACAGUUAAGAGACCCAAGAGGAGCAGGAUGGUGGAGAGGUGGUCCACUGUUCUCAGCCACCAUAAAAACCUAUAUUUCUGAAGUUAGUGCACUACGUGAUAUGGAGCUUUUGAUUAAGGGGCAGAGGAUGGAUAUUUAGAGGGCACAGGGAAGCAUUUUUAAGGCAAGCCUGUGAAGUCUGAAAAUGGCCUCUUGCAAGAAUUGCAAAAUAGUCGGGUUUUUCCUGGGCUUUCCCAUUCCUGUUAUUUCUCAUCCACUUGACUUUGUGGGUUCCCUGCCUUUCCAAAGUUAUGUGCUGCAACAGUAGUUUCAGUAAAUAGCAAUAGCCAGUCUCUCUUUUUCUGUUUCCAUUCUUUUUGCCUAGCCGGAUUACUAACAAGUUGUGAAUAAGUAGUAGGUGUGUGCUUAAUACCCUCGAUUACAAGUAUUCAGUGACUCACAAAAUCAUUUGAACUAAUAAAUAUGGGGUCAAUGAAUCAUACUUCCUUCUGGUACAUAAGGCAAAAGCUCUAUUUAGUUCUGUUUUCUGAUGGCUUUGGGAAUGCAAUAAAUAACUUUUAAAACCAA